AUGGGAUAGAGCGUAAAGUGUUGUAAUAAGUAAGAAGACAGUCUAUCAGAAAUUUAUUCAUAACAGAUCUAAGCUGAGUACUUUGGUCCUGAAUAUGCUCAUUAGUACUAAAUACAAACGAAAUUUAUAACUCAUUUUUAAGCAUAUGAUAAUGAAGAGAAACAAUUAAGAAAAGAAACUCAAACACUCUCUACUCGAAAUCAUGUUGAUUCAGAGUUAGCUUAAAGCCCGUUUUAGAAAAACGAUAAAUAUUUAAUUAAUACCGAUUAAAUUCUUGAUUCCUUUUUUAAUCUUGAUUCUAAUAAUUCCAACUCAUCAUAUGAAAAUUCAAUAUGUGCUAAUAACAGUAUACUCAAAAAAACGAAUUAAUAAACACCUAAACAUACAAAAUGUGUGAAAUUCAAAGAUAUUUGUUCUAAAAUAUCAUUUAGUAUCUCUCAAAAAAAGGAAUUAGGCUAAUCAUUAAAGAUACAGCAUAAAUAAUUUCAUUUAUUUUUUGAGAAAUAUUACUACUUUAUAUUUAAUUUAUUCUUUAUAAUUGAUGAAUUUCUAUUGAUUAAAUAAAAAUUUAAAAGUCCUAUUUUAUAAAUUUCACACUAUUUUUUCAACAAAUAAGAAACAUUAUAACCAUAUUAAGAUGAAUCAAAAUUCAUUAUUAUUAACGCCAUUUAAUUUAAUUAAUAACAUUUCUGCUAUGAAACAUAUUUAAACAAAUUUGUUAAAUGA
This is a messenger RNA of Paramecium tetraurelia, 726 nucleotides long. RefSeq lists its product as uncharacterized. The transcript has a single exon. The record is from RefSeq and is a predicted model, not a curated record. NCBI's taxonomy places the organism in Eukaryota, Ciliophora, Oligohymenophorea, Peniculida, Parameciidae.